AUGGCACCACGCUCCGCCUCCGCAAAGCCCAGCCAGAAGGCGUCCAGCAUCCCAUCUACCGUCCGCCUGACGCGCGCCCGCCGUGCCGCCUCAGCCCAGCCUAUCUCUUCCUCCGCGCCCGCAAAGCCCAUCGCGAAGACCUCCAACGCCGCGUUUGCCGUCCGAUCGACUCGUGCUCGCCGCGUUGCAUCCGCUCAACCUCUCUCUUCGACUUCCGCUGGAGUCCCUUCAUAUGCCAAGGCCACUAUCUCGUCCAAGAACAAGGUGGUGAAGAAAGAAGAAGCCAAGGACACGCGCUCCGUAUACGGAGACAAUCAUGCCGCAAAGGAAGACAGGAUGAUGGCGGAGCAAGCAAACAUCGCUCUGUCCAAGGGCCUUAUCGAUGAAGAGAUAUUCAGCAAUUGGAGCAGGCCUUGGCAUGUGAAGGGAGAAGUGGAGAUGAAGUGGAGUCAGGGCGUGCUCGAUAAAUACCAGCCUGAGGGCCUUCAGCCCGUGAUGGAUAUCAUGGACUUGAAGAAAGCAGAGCGCAUUGCGGCGAAGAAGGAUGCGGAGGAGAAGAAGUUUCUUGAGCAGUAUUUCGCGGGGAAGAUCGAUAUGAAUGGGAAUCCCAUUCAGGACGAGAGGGAGAAGGAGAAAGAGCAGGGAAGCAAGAAAGAAGCUCCCAAAACCAAGAAAGCUCCCGCCGCCAAGAAGACCGUCCUCCCGAUAAUCAUCGAAGAAGACUCCACCACUCCCGCUCCAGAAGCGAAGAAGAAGCCCUCCAAACUUGCUUCCGUGACUCCCCUUUCCGGCCUCCCUUCAUAUGCCGAAUACAACUACUACCAAUGUGCCGCAUUAUGCUUCGAGCGCAACCUAAUUUCAGGCGGAAACGCCGAAAUCCUUCGAAACCGCCUGAUCCAAGAUGACAUCAACGUCACGCGCAAUCUGCCGCGAGAAGCGAAGCCAUAUUCGCGCGAGACGAGGCGAAAGCGGGAAAACCAAGCUCCAAUAGUGGCGAAUGCACCAACAGCUCCCCCUGCUGUUUUCGCAGGGGCCAGGAAACGAAAGCGGGGAGAAGAUAGCGAAGAGGAUGAGGAAGAGAAGACGGGUAAGAAGUUGAAGCCUACGUAA
This is a messenger RNA of Trematosphaeria pertusa, 1110 nucleotides long. RefSeq lists its product as uncharacterized. NCBI's taxonomy places the organism in Eukaryota, Fungi, Ascomycota, Dothideomycetes, Pleosporales, Trematosphaeriaceae. The record is from RefSeq and is a predicted model, not a curated record. Bases 1 to 1110 code for a protein of 369 amino acids. The transcript has a single exon.